AUGGAGGAUAUGUUCAUUUUGACUGAAGCUUGUAACCUGGUGGACGAAGACGGGUUCAGGGCCCAAACGGCAGACGCCACCUGGGCGACCCAGGACCAGUGCGACACCGACAUCACCCUCCUCUUCCUCGCAAGGCUGGCACUCCGAGGCCCGACGGCGACACCGGUGUGUCUGCCCGACACACACCUGAGCUCCUACCUGCUGAGGGUGAUCACAGACAACAUGUUCUGUGCCGGGUUCCUGGACGGCACCAAAGAUUCCUGCAGCGGCGACAGCGGCGGUCCCUUCGUGGUGAACUACUGCGAGACCUGGUUCCUGACCGGGGUCGUCAGCUGGGGCGAGAAGUGUGCCGCCAAGGGAAAGUACGGAGUCUACACCAGACUGGGCAACUUCCUGACCUGGAUCAGAGACACCAUGACCCAUGAAGAGCAGCUGGAGGCCCAGGACCCGAUGAACAACCAGCACCUGUCAGGGACUGAGAGGCCGGUCCUGACAGUGACCCAGGAUCCAGUGAACAACCAGGACCUGUCAGGGACUGAGAGGCCGGCCUUGAUGGUGACCCAGGACCCAGUCAACAACCAGGACCUGUCAGGGACUGACAGUCCGGUCCAGACGGUGACCCAGGACCCAAUCAACAACCAGGACCUGAUGGGGACAGAGACGCCAGUCCUGAUGGUGACCCAGGAUCUGAUGAAGAACCGGGACGGUCCUCUGGCUGAUUUCUCGAAGCGCAGUCGAAGUGCAAAGUUUCGUCUCGUUCCAAAGUUCACGAAAGACAAAAACAACAAGAACAAAGAGACGUCUGCAACUCUGUCCAUACCAGUCCAUCAGUGGGGAACAGAGGAAGUUGGACUCUGGUUGGACAGACUUUGUCUCACUGAGUAUAAAGAAAUCUUUGUUGGACACGACAUCCGAGGAGCUGAACUGAUUCACCUGGAGAGGAGAGACCUGAAGGACCUGGGAGUGACCAAAGUGGGCCACAUGAAGCAGAUCCUGCUGGGAAUUCGAGAGCUGAACAGGAACAGCAGCGCCAGCGAGGCCUGA
Salarias fasciatus (jewelled blenny) is the source of this 1044-nucleotide messenger RNA. Its product is annotated as SH3 and multiple ankyrin repeat domains protein 2-like. The transcript has 6 exons. The record is from RefSeq and is a predicted model, not a curated record. The coding region runs from base 1 to 1044 and encodes 347 amino acids. Gene Ontology annotation, molecular function: ATP-dependent diacylglycerol kinase activity; protein homodimerization activity; protein heterodimerization activity. Lineage: Eukaryota; Metazoa; Chordata; Actinopteri; Blenniiformes; Blenniidae. Gene Ontology annotation, biological process: signal transduction; proteolysis.